CCAGCAUCUCUCCUACGCAGCUGUCCCCGUGUCCCAAUAACGCACGCUUGAGCGUCGCGGGUGCACGGGAGUUCAUCUCCUGAACCGCAUCCGGGACGUGUAUUAAACCUACUAUCCAUCCGCUGCUCCCCAUCGCUUUCAACCAUGGUUCUAGUCGGCGACAAGAAGUAUGCUUGCGAAACCUGCAUUAAAGGCCACCGCUCGUCGAACUGCAAACACGUCGACCGCCCCCUAUAUGAGAUCAAGAAGAAAGGUCGCCCUGUCACUCAGUGCGAUCACUGCCGCGAGUUAAGGAAGACAAAACAAGUUCAUGUCAAAUGCAUCUGUGAAGUAAAGCAAACCGAGGUGGAUAUAGAAGCCACCCUACCCUCUACUGCCACAAGCGCAAAGAAAGGCGGCAAGAAGGUACCGACGAGCCCUGCGUUUCCCGGUGGCUUACCAGAGACUCUGGAAGCGUCGGUGACGUUGAAGCUGCUGUCGGAGAGCUCGGACUCGGAGCAUGAAAUGCAUGCGUCCACUUGUACGUGCAAAACGAUUGGCGUAUGCAGCUGCUUUGUCCCUCGCGCUGCGGCGAGUCGGUCUAAGAAGACGAACAAAACUCGUGCUCCCGUCGAAGCUCUUGACGACGAGCCUGUGAUGACACAGCCUGCCGCUCUGGUCGCCAGCGCGAACAGUGGGCGAAACCGUCCGGUACUACCGCGCCCGGCUCCCUCACCACACAGUCGAUCUUCUCCCCCGCGCUCCGUUCAAAACCCUACUGGGGUACAUCAUCAGCGUUCACAGGCGCAUUUCAGUCCCUACGAACGCGCGUACGAAUACGCACACGGCUCGGAUGUCGGGGCGGAACUCUCGAUGCCUUUCUCACAGCCUUCCGGCGAACAGUACCAGGAAAAUCCUACUCGUGACCUUGAUCCCCGUUCUCUUCUCAACCUCCCUCGAAACCCCAAUACCGACGAGUUUACAGCCUUCAUGAAUUCCUGGGUCGCAAACGUUCAGCCCUCGCUUCAACCUUCUGACGUGCCUUCCGUCGCCUGCGACUGCGGGCCGAAUUGCGCCUGUCCUGGGUGCAUUAUUCAUCGAGGCCCGUCAGCAGCCCCUCAAAGCUUCGAGUCGUGUGUCAACCCAUCGACUUGUUCGUCGUGCAUGGACUGCACCAUGCUUACCGCUAUCGAUAGCGCUCCCGUCUUUGAGGAGUGGUUCCGCCGAAUGAGCGCGGCCGACGGUGCUUCUGACAACUCCAACACCCUGCUGCCUAACUCCACCUCUUCCCCUCCUCCUCAGUUUGACCCGACUUCCGAGCGGCACAAUCCCCAGUCGCAGCACUUCGACCCGACCGUGUGGCAGUCCUACGCCUUGUGGCCCAAUCUUCAACAUCAGUUCUCCGGUCCGCCACCUCUUGAGGAUGGAGCCAGCAUGUGUUGCGCCAGUCAAUGCAAAUGUCCACCUAAGAUGUGCGCUUGUCCUGCGGAGUGCUGUUCCGGAUGCGGCUGCUCGACAUGUAGUCACGAAAGCCGAUCGACGGGCACGAGCAAUGGGAAGACGCUCACUUUCGCUGUCUCGGGGGAAAGAGCUCCUUGCUGCAGCAGGGAAAGACAGAACAUGUCACCCAGCUACAAUCAGCAGGCUGAACCUCCCAGUGCGGGAACAUCCUCGCGGAGCCCAGGCGAGGUUAACUUCAAUGCUAGCCAUAGUCUGGACCUUCGUGGCGUCUACGAGGAGUGGAGUGGCCCUGAUGCGUCGAACAUGGAAGUCCCACGCGUGUCCCUCAGUCGCGCCUCAUCAAGCUCUUCGCGUUCUUCCAGCCAGCGCUCGCAUCGUUCAUCCUCCCAAGGCUUUACUCCUUCACCCACUGCCCUCACUCCGGACGGUGGCGUUGGGGCGUGCUGCACAUCCAUGCAGACCCUCAGCACUUCACGCCCAGAGUCACAUCAUUCCAGCUCUAACGCCAACUCUCCAAUACCCCCGUCGUACUCGCCGUCUCACCUCGAGCAGUUUUCUGGUGCACCGUUUGAUAUCGACGAUGGCAGUCCACGGAUAUUUUAAUGUAAUCUUGGUAUCGCUUGCUAUGGCAUGUACUCCUUUCUUGCCUGUAUUUUGUACCACGUAUUUCGUACCGUCUCUACUUAUAUUUGGCCGAAUCGGGCCAGUACUUCUUAGCCUUGCGUUGUCUGCUAUUCUAUCUAGGCACUAGUAGUGCUUUGGUGAUCC
Phanerochaete carnosa HHB-10118-sp is the source of this 2208-nucleotide messenger RNA. RefSeq lists its product as uncharacterized. Gene Ontology annotation, molecular function: DNA-binding transcription factor activity, RNA polymerase II-specific; RNA polymerase II cis-regulatory region sequence-specific DNA binding; copper ion binding. Gene Ontology annotation, cellular component: nucleus. The record is from RefSeq and is a predicted model, not a curated record. Gene Ontology annotation, biological process: intracellular iron ion homeostasis; intracellular copper ion homeostasis; positive regulation of transcription by RNA polymerase II. NCBI's taxonomy places the organism in Eukaryota, Fungi, Basidiomycota, Agaricomycetes, Polyporales, Phanerochaetaceae. Bases 145 to 2043 code for a protein of 632 amino acids. The transcript is spliced from 5 exons.